AUGAAGCUCAAGAGCCUCCUGCUCCGGUACUACCCGCCAGGAAUCCUACUGGAAUAUGAAAAGAGUGGAGAACUAAAGACCAAAUCCAUAGACUUGCUCGAUCUCCAUCCUGGCACUGAUGUCAAUGCCUUAGUGGAAGAGAUACAGAUAGCAGAGCCGCUCAUCACAGCUUCCCGGACAGACCAAGUGAAACUCUUAAUACAGAGACUGCAGUAUAAACUCGGCCAGCACAGCACCCACAAAUUCUACCUUUUUAAGGUUCUCAGGGCACAUAUACUGCCAUUGACUAAUGUUGCGCUUAAUAAAUCAGGCUCAUGCUUCAUCACCGGGAGUUAUGACCGGACAUGCAAACUCUGGGACACCGCCUCCGGGGAGGAGCUUUACACCCUGGAUGGCCACAGGAACGUGGUUUACGCCAUCGCGUUCAACAAUCCUUAUGGGGAUAAAAUUGCCACUGGGUCCUUUGAUAAGACAUGCAAACUGUGGAGUGCAGAGACGGGGAAGUGCUUCCACACCUUUCGGGGCCAUACAGCAGAAAUCGUGUGUUUGUCGUUCAACCCGCAGAGCACGCUGGUGGCCACGGGCAGCAUGGACACGAAGGCCAAGCUCUGGGACAUCCAGACCGGGGAGGAAGUGUGCACGCUGGCCGGGCAUUCAGCAGAGAUCAUCUCCUUGUCCUUCGACACCUUGGGAAACAGAAUCAUCACCGGGUCUUUCGAUCACACCGUGGCGAUGUGGGAUGCCGCCACUGGCAGGAAGGUGUACACCUUGAUUGGUCAUUGUGCAGAGAUUAGUAGUGCCUUGUUCAACUGGGACUGCUCUCUGAUGUUAACCAGCUCCAUGGACAAAACCUGCAUGCUGUGGGAUGCUUCAAAUGGGAAAUGUGUAGCUACAUUAACAGGCCACGAUGAUGAAAUACUAGACAGCUGUUUUGAUUACACCGGAAAGUUAAUUGCGACCGCCUCAGCAGAUGGCACAGGCAGGGUGUUCUGCGCCGCCACCAGGAAAUGUAUCACCAAACUGGAAGGUCACGAAGGUGAAAUUUCAAAGAUUUGUUUCAACCCCCAAGGGAACCGCCUUCUCACCGGCAGCUCUGACAGGACAGCGAGACUCUGGGACGCCCAGACGGGCCAGUGCCUGCAGGUGCUGGAGGGCCACACAGAUGAGAUCUUCUCCUGCGCCUUCAACUACAAGGGCGACAUCAUCAUCACAGGCAGCAAAGAUAACACCUGUAGGAUAUGGCGCUGAAGAAGGGAGCUGGCCGCCGGGAGCCGCAGCCGUCCACAU
Messenger RNA from Condylura cristata (star-nosed mole), 1287 nucleotides. RefSeq names its product dynein assembly factor with WDR repeat domains 1 (gene DAW1). The transcript has 13 exons. Bases 1 to 1248 code for a protein of 415 amino acids. NCBI's taxonomy places the organism in Eukaryota, Metazoa, Chordata, Mammalia, Eulipotyphla, Talpidae. Gene Ontology annotation, molecular function: protein binding. The record is from RefSeq and is a predicted model, not a curated record.